AAUUUGGAAUCGUGUUUGGGAAUUUUCCCACCCUCCUGACCUCCUCCAUUUUCAACCAUGUUCCCUCUCAAUUCUCAAAUGAUCAAAUCUCCCUCCUUCUCAAUUUAUUCUACUUUCUUGCACGCUCUCUCUCUCCGAUUCAGAAACAACCUGAGAGAGAGGGAGAGAUGACGAUCGAAAUGCUGAAAGGACUGCCGUUCUCGGUGGACACAUGGUCGCCAAAUUCAAGCCGAAAGCGGAGCCACUUCCUCACGCACGCCCACAAAGACCACACUCAAGCGAUCUGCACUUACGCCUCUUAUCCAAUCUACUGUACCCUUCUCACCAAGUCUCUCGUUCUUCAACAUUACCCUCAGCUUGAUGGGUCAGUCUUUGUGAAUAUUGAGGUGGGGCAGAGUUUGGAGAUCGAGGAUCCCCAUGGCAGAUUCACUGUCACUGCCUUUGAUGCCAAUCAUUGUACUGGAGCUCUUAUGUUCUUAUUUGAAGGAAGUUUUGGUAACAUAUUGCAUACUGGGGAUUGCAGACUUACAACUGAAUGUUUGCAAAGGUUACCAGAGAAGUAUGUAGGCAAGAGAGGAAGAGAGUCUAGGUGUCCACUUGAUUGUGUUUUCCUGGACUGCACUUUUGGUAAGUUUCCAUUGAGGAUGCCCACAAGGCAGUCAGCGAUCCAACAGGUCAUCAAUUGUAUAUGGAAGCACCCUGAUGCCCCAACAGUGUAUUUGACCUGUGAUCUUCUUGGCCAAGAGGAGAUCCUUGUUAAUAUCUCCAGAGCAUUUGGUUGUAAGAUAUACAUUGAUAAAGAGAAAAAUCCAGAAUGUUCCCAGGCUCUGGAACUUUUGGUUCCUGAAAUUCUCUCUCAAGAUCCGUGUUCUCGUUUCCAAUUGUUUGAUGGAUUCCCUGGACUGUAUGAUAGAGCAGAAACCAAGAUUGCAGAAGCUCGGGCUAAUUUCCAGCACGAGCCUCUUAUCAUCCGCGCUUCAUCACAGUGGUAUGCAUAUGAUGAAGGGUGUUCUGAAAUGGAAACACGAAAAAAGGAAAGAUUUGAUCAAGCCGUGAGAGAUUCGUCUGGAGUCUGGCAUGUUUGUUAUUCAAUUCACUCUUCCAGGGAAGAACUGGAGUGGGCUCUGCAACUUCUUACACCCAGAUGGGUUGUGUCAACAACACCUAGUUGCAGGGCUAUGGAACUGGAUUAUGUGAAGAAGCAUUGCUUUAACCGUAAACAUGCUAUGGAUGAUCCUUUUUGGAAACUUCUGGAGAUUGACAUGAGUGCAUCCCAAGGCACUGAACUAGAAGAAGCUUCUGUUGCAUCUGAUGUCCCAAGUUUUCAGGUUCAGACUACUUCUAAGAGUAAUAUUGAGCUCUUGACCCAACCUGCAGUAUCACCAAGGAGACAGUUGCAUGUUUCUCCUCCAAGGAAAAGGCUACCUGUUACAUUAUUUGGUAGAGCUAGACAGGGGAUUGUAGAUUCAGCUUUCACUUUUGAAGUCAAUAAAGGACAUAACCCAGAUAAUUCUGGUAAGACAGCAAGAAAUGUAUUUCAGAAGCGUGUUACUAAGGAGGAUGGCAAGAGUGACUUGGAGGGCUGCAAAGGUUCAAAGGUUGCUUAUACAAAGCAUAUAUCAGUAGAAAUGAAGAUAGAGUUAGAUAAAGUGAAAGAAUCUAAUGCUCCAAACAUAAUAAUGGAGCGUCAAAGAAAUGGUUCCAGUACACCUAAUGGAUCCUCAGAGAAUGUUGGAAAGGAGGACAAGAGUCACUUGGAGGAAAACAGAGGUUCAAAUGUUGACACAAAUCAUAUGUCAGUAGAUACGAGGAUUGAGUUAAAUAAAUUUGAAGAGUGCAGCUUGAUAGAUACAGUAAAUGAGCACCAAGGAAGUGUUUCUGCUACUUCUAAUGGAUCCUCAAAGAGUUUUAGUGCAAGCUUGAGAAAGUUUUAUCGCUCUAUGAAUGCACCAGUACCUGAGCCACUUCCAUCACUUGUGGAACUUAUGAAUGCUAAUAAACGUGCAAGAAGGUGGUUAUGAGUUAUAAUGUCUUGUAGUUUAGCCCGCCGUUUAUACUCUUCUCAACUGUGUCCCGACAUGAUAAGCCUCAACCCUUAAGAUGAAUGUGGUGUCAAUUUGGUUCUUUAUCCACCCAAUUCUGUUUCCAGUACCAAAUUUGUUGUCCUUUUACAGAACAAAGGAAGUACUUUAUCACAGGCAGCUCAUACAGCAUACAGUACCUCACAUGGAAUGCAAAUGCAUAUGGUAUAGGGUAUCCUUGUACCCUUCAUUCUUUCCUGCAGACUGCUAAACCAUUGUUGUAACCUGCAAGCCAAGAUUUUUUACUGUAACAAUACUACAAUAGGUCAAUUUAUACACAUCUAUUUUAUUUUAUAUUUGUUAUCAUGUUAUGUACAGAUGAUAUGUCUUUUCCUCUUCCAAUAUUUAUUCCAAGUACAUGGACCAUAUUCCAGUGGGAUUCAGGUUUAAACAUUGUCCAUGAAUACAAAUUCUUCAAUUGCAUUUCCUUUGAA
Ipomoea nil (Japanese morning glory) is the source of this 2515-nucleotide messenger RNA. RefSeq lists its product as uncharacterized. The record is from RefSeq and is a predicted model, not a curated record. The coding region runs from base 168 to 2021 and encodes 617 amino acids. Gene Ontology annotation, molecular function: 5'-3' DNA exonuclease activity; damaged DNA binding. The transcript is spliced from 4 exons. Gene Ontology annotation, biological process: double-strand break repair via nonhomologous end joining; protection from non-homologous end joining at telomere; interstrand cross-link repair. Lineage: Eukaryota; Viridiplantae; Streptophyta; Magnoliopsida; Solanales; Convolvulaceae.